This is a messenger RNA of Exophiala viscosa, 1771 nucleotides long. RefSeq names its product putative metallo-beta-lactamase domain protein. The transcript has 2 exons. The record is from RefSeq and is a predicted model, not a curated record. Gene Ontology annotation, molecular function: sulfur dioxygenase activity. Gene Ontology annotation, biological process: hydrogen sulfide metabolic process; glutathione metabolic process. Bases 258 to 1454 code for a protein of 398 amino acids. Lineage: Eukaryota; Fungi; Ascomycota; Eurotiomycetes; Chaetothyriales; Herpotrichiellaceae.
AGGUCGGCGAGCAGGUCGAUAGAUUUAUGCAGUGAGCAGGAUAUGAUUUAGCGGAAGGAUGACCGUGCAGUGGGAGGCCGACCAGGUCGGCGAGCAGGACCAGUCACGUGUCAGUCCCCGAUUUCCCGGGAGGUCCGGCUCCAAGCAUAACGGAGAGUGCUUAAGGAGGCCGCAGCCUUGUCGGUCUGAUGGAUUUCAAGUGUACGUUUCAACUGUCGCUCGACUGUGUUUUCGUCGUUCCUGGAUGCUAAGCUAAAAUGACGUGUGUGCGACCCUUUCUCAACGAUGCUCGUCACGGGAUGAAGGCUCUAUUCCCAGCAAGGACCACCACUCCAGCAUCCGUUCAUUCUUGCAGCAGUUUCCGCCCUUCGCAGCAACAGAUUAAAACCAUAUCAUACCAAACCUGGUCUUGGCGAGAUGCUGCUUCGAAACCCAAAUCGACCAGUACACCGCCUUCCAAGAAACAAGUAGCUCGUGCGCCUUCCCAUGCUCGUCCGAAUGUCAGGCGAAGCCUCCACACAGAAGUUUCAAAUCGAGCUUCGUACAGCAACGAAGCACCCAUGACCAAGGAACCGACCAUCCACGACAUCUUCGAGCGCAAUACAGGAACAUGGCAGUACGUGGUCGCAGAUCCAUCCAGCUCAGCCGCCGUCAUCAUCGAUCCUGUCUUGGACUUCGACGCAGCCACCCAAAAGGUGACAACGCAGGCAGCCGACUCACUACUCGCCCUGGUCAAGGGCAAAGGCUUAAAUGUUGAGAUGAUCCUUGAAACGCAUGCUCAUGCAGACCACCUUUCAGCAGCGUCGUACCUCCAGAACCACCUUACCCGACAGCAAGGCCACAAACCGCUCAUUGGCAUUGGAAAGCGUAUAGGGCAGGUACAGAAAAUGUUCGGGCAAAGGUACGGCGUACCGGCGGAGGAGUACCGAGCUGUAUUCGACAAGCUCUUUGAUGACGACGAGACUUUCAACAUUGGUGGUUUAACAGCCACCGCCAUCCACCUUCCCGGCCACACACCCGACCACAUGGGCUACAAGAUUGGAGACAACGUGUUUUGCGGCGAUACUAUCUUCCACGCAGAUAUCGGCACUGCCCGUUGCGACUUCCCAGGCGGUAGUGCAAAUGACCUUUACGGCUCACUGCGAAAGCUCCUUGGGUUUCCUGAACAUGUGAAAAUCUGGACGGGGCAUGACUACCCUCCAGAAGAGCGCGGUAACCCCAUAUCUUCAAUGAGUGUUGGAGACCACAGGGCCCAGAACAAGCACAUAAAGGACGGUGUCAGUGAAGAUGAGUUUGUGAAUCGGCGGAAGGAACGCGAUGCGACAUUGGCUGCACCGAAGCUACUCCACUCGUCCCUGCAAACGAACAUCCGGGCAGGACGACUUCCCACGCCCAACGAGUCUGGGCAGCAUAUACUCCAUCUUCCUUUAGACGUGCAGAGCGAGAAAUGGUAAGCGUAGGAGACUGGCGAUGGACAGAGAAGAUCGGAGGUGGUGGCAGGCGUACGCUCUCUGCUCCACGCCAUUGAGGAUGCUCCAGUGUUCGCAUCUGCAACUCAACAUUUGCCAACUCUGCAGACAGAUAUUCAGCCAUCCUGAUACAUUUUUUCAACCUCCUGCGCGUUUUUCUGGUGGUCUUCUUGAGGCGAGGGAUUGCCUCUGGAGACGAAUCGCCCGCACCAUAUUCGGCAAGCCUGAUUUCGAGCGUUUUUCUGGCCAUAGGCAAAAGAUCGCUACGCUGUCGCUGGUCCCCUAAUGCGUGCUGGAGAUAU